UGCGCCUGCGCCGUCGCGGCUCUGCUGACAAGUCGGGAAUCUUAGAGCGAAAUACCAAGUAGUUUUGGCCCAGUUCGCACGCCGUUGGGGCGGAGCGUCACGCAGGGGAUUGUGGGUUCCACGUGAACUCAGAGAAGACGCGGAGGAGCUGAGCGUGGGUUUGGAUUUUGGAACAGCGAUAGAGGCGACCCAGUCAGGCUCAGGUAAAAGUUGAAAGACAGAAAGGGAGAGAGAUACAGAAGCUUCCUCUUUGAGUGAUGCUCCCCUGUGGUGACUGGAGUCUCAAGCCCAGGUCCUUUCGCAUGAUUGGAGAUCUUUUAAUUAUAUUAAUUUAUAACUUGUAACACAUAAACAUAUACAAAGAGAAAAAUAAAGAUUAUAGAUAUUUUGUUUCUUCAAACAUUGGUUCAAUCAGACACUUAAAGAUGGCAUCCAAAGAAGAAAUCAUGAGCGACCAACGGUUCAGGCAGGUUACAAAGGAUCCAAGAUUUUGGGAAAUGCCAGAAAAGGAACGGAAAAUAAAGAUCGACAAGAGAUUUCGAGCCAUGUUUCAUGACAAAAAGUUCAAGUUGAAUUAUGCAGUGGAUAAAAGAGGACGUCCCAUCAGCCACAGCACUACAGAGGACUUGAAACGUUUUUAUGACCUUUCAGAUUCUGAUUCAGAUCUGUCUGAUAAUGAAGAUAAGAAAGCAUUAAAUCAAAAGCAAAUGAAGAAGAAAAAAUCUCAAACUAAAAACAAGGAGUCAAAAAAUCUAGUUGAGAAAAAGAAAGAAACCAAGAAAAUUAAUCAGAAGGAUUCUGGAGAUAAAAUUGAUUUAGAUAAUUCUGACAAAGUUAAGAAAAUGAAGAACUUACGUGAGUCUGUGAAGACAGAUUCAAAAAUAAGUACCAAGAAAGAGAUCAAAGAGUUUACACAAAAAAGUACAAAACAGGAAAAAAAUGUUGAGCAAAGGACAGAUUUAGGUCCAAAAGGAAAGCUCAUGACAGUUAAUUAUGUUACAUCUAAAAGUGUGAAGUCUCCCAAGGUGAAGUAUUCUGAGAUGACGAGAGAAAUGCAAUCAGUGGCUCCACUCAUAAAGGCAAGAGACGUAGAUAAUUACGAAAAUGCAACAUGUGAUAAACUGUUGGACAAAGAUGAUCUGGAGGAAGACUCAGAAAGUGCUAAUGAAAUAGGUGAUGAAUCUGAAGAUGAAACUGCAGGCAUGAGUAGGUCUUCAGCUGAUCAUGGUGAAGAAGAUGAAGAAGAAGAUGAUGAUGGGAUUGGAAAUGAUGAGAGUGAAGAUGAGGAUAGUAAGGAUGAUGAUGAAAGUGACAGUGGCCCUGAUCUUGCAAGGGGUAAAGGAAAUGUAGAAACUAGUUCUGAAGAUGAAGAAGAUAUGGCAGAUUUACUUCCAGAGGAAUCUGGUUUUGAGCAUGCUUGGAGAGAAUUAGAUAAAGAUGCUCCGCGUGCUGAUGAGAUUACACAUCGAUUAGCAGUUUGUAACAUGGACUGGGAUAGGAUAAAGGCAAAAGAUUUGCUUGCUCUCUUCAAUUCAUUUAAACCUAAAGGAGGUGUGGUAUUUUCUGUUAAGAUAUAUCCUUCAGAGUUUGGAAAGGAAAGAAUGAAGGAAGAGCAAGUUCAAGGACCAGUGGAGUUAUUAAGUAUUCCUGAAGAUGCUCCUGAGAAGGACUGGACCUCUAGAGAAAAAUUAAGAGAUUAUCAAUUUAAACGACUCAAGUACUACUAUGCAGUUGUAGAUUGUGAUUCUCCUGAAACAGCCAGUAAAAUUUAUGAAGACUGCGAUGGCCUAGAAUUUGAAAGUAGUUGUUCAUUCAUAGAUCUGAGGUUCAUACCAGAUGAUACUACUUUUGAUGAUGAACCCAAGGACGUAGCUUCAGAAGUGGAUUUAACAGCAUAUAAGCCAAAAUACUUUACAUCUGCUGCAAUGGGAACAUCAACGGUGGAAAUCACUUGGGAUGAGACUGAUCAUGAACGGAUUACAACACUCAAUAGGAAGUUUAAAAAGGAAGAGCUUUUGGACAUGGACUUUCAAGCCUACUUAGCUUCUUCUAGUGAAGAUGAAGAGGAACUAGAAGUCAAUCUACAAGGUGAUGAUGAUGUCAGUAUGGAAGAAGAUGGAAUAACAAAAAAAGUUAUGAAGGAUGAUGAUGAACAAAUUGCUAAGUAUAGACAGCUUAUACAGGCUAUACAAGAAAAAGAAAAGAAAAGCAAAGGAAAUGACAUGGAAAUGGAAAUUAAGUGGGUUCCAGGUCUUAAAGAAAGUGCAGAAGAGAUGGUCAGAAAUAAAUUGGAAGGAAAGGAUAAAUUAACCCCUUGGGAACAAUUUUUAGAGAAGAAGAAAGAGAAAAAAAGACUAAAGAAGAAACAGAAGGAGCAGAAGGCUCUUGCUGAAGAUACCAGUGAAGAUGAACUUCCCUCUGAUGUUGAUUUGAAUGACCCAUACUUUGCUGAAGAAGUUAAAAAAAUAGGUAUAAAGAAAAAAUCAGUGAAAUCUUCAAAAGAUGGCAUAUCUCCAGAAGAAGAAGCUGAAUUAGAAAGGCAAAAGGCUGAAAUGGCUUUGCUUGUGAUGGAUGAGGAAGAAGAGAGCAAAAAACACUUCAACUAUAACAAAAUUGUGGAGCACCAGAAUCUAAGCAAAAAGAAGAAAAAACAACUCAUGAAAAAGAAGGAACUGCUAGAGGAUGACUUUGAGGUAAAUGUUAAGGAUGCACGAUUUCAGGCAAUGUAUACUUCCCACUUAUUCAAUUUGGAUCCUUCAGAUCCUAAUUUCAAGAAAACAAAAGCCAUGGAAAAAAUCCUUGAAGAAAAAGCCCGUCAAAGAGAACAAAAAGAACAAGAACUUACUCAAGCAAUAAAGAAAAAAGAAAGUGAAAUUAAAGAAUCACAAAAGCGGUCCAUUGACCCUGCCUUGUCAAUGUUGAUUAAAUCUAUAAAAAACAAAACAGAACAGUUUCAAGCAAGAAAAAAACAAAAAGUCAAGUAACUAGUUUCUCUUGGAAUUGAGAAUGUAAUCUCCUAAAGUACACAAAAAUGAUAGGAGGGACAUUUGUUGGGUACUGAAGGCUUGAAUAAAAUCUUAUAUUGUAAAUCUAAACAUUGUAAAAUUUCUGUCUGUAAAUAAUAGUUGGACUUAAUUGUAUCUGAUCAACUGAUUUGUACUAUACACUUCAACAAGUUAAUUGCAGUUAAUUCAAGAGUACCCGUAUAGGAAUUAUGAAAUGUUUAUAUUUUUUUAAAUUCUGUUUUACUCUAGUAGAAUAAUCUAAAUUAGUAUUGUUAAUGACUUAUAAGUUUUUUAAAAAGUGCCUAGUCUUAAGUCUGAGUGUUUGGAACAAUGUGAAAAUAUGUAUGUAUGAUACAUUAGUUUCUCAAGGGAAUCAAGGGACAGUUUAAAUGACUAUUAAAAUAAUUUAUUUUAUAAUUAUGAAGAAAGACUUUCAUGCCUGAGGUUCCAGGUUCAGUUUCCCUGGCUUCAGCGUAAGCCAGAGCUAAGCAGUGCUCUGUUAUAAAUAAUAAUUUAUUUUUCUAGUCAUAGUAAAUGCAAGUCAGUAACUUUGUUGUUUAGUUUGGUUUACUAUAGCUUUUUUAUGAAACUGUUAAUAAAAGUGAAAUACAUUUGUUGUUACGA
Erinaceus europaeus (western European hedgehog) is the source of this 3629-nucleotide messenger RNA. RefSeq names its product ESF1 nucleolar pre-rRNA processing protein homolog (gene ESF1). Gene Ontology annotation, biological process: rRNA processing. Gene Ontology annotation, cellular component: nucleus. Lineage: Eukaryota; Metazoa; Chordata; Mammalia; Eulipotyphla; Erinaceidae. The record is from RefSeq and is a predicted model, not a curated record. The transcript has 15 exons. The coding region runs from base 426 to 2984 and encodes 852 amino acids. Gene Ontology annotation, molecular function: RNA binding.